AUGAUAGACUACUUAUCGGAAGUAAAAAAAAUCUUUUGCGAUAACUAUGAAGAUGACAAACUAAUAAUCAAUGGAUCAAAUGAUUCGAUUCUUGCUCAAGACCUAAGGAUAUUAGACCUUGCUGAAACUAAAGGAAAAGAUAUAGCAAACUCAGAAAUCUACUCAUCGAAAGAACUUAAACAACUCUUCCAUUUUGAUGAAACGAUUAAUUCCAUAGAAGAAUCCUCUGAAAAAGAGACUUAUGUAUAUAUUUCAGAAGAAGAAGUAGAUUAUCAUUGUUUUGAUAUAAAGACUAACUUCAUGAUGAAUAAAGUUGAACCACAAUUCGAUCAUCAUUAUCCUGGAGAAUCCUCUUUUCAAGGUGAAAGAAGAAAAAGACCUAAAACUGGACAAGGUAAUAGAUCCACUUUUAUACCAGAUCUUCCUAUUGGAAAUCCGAACUAG
This is a messenger RNA of Lactuca virosa, 444 nucleotides long. NCBI's taxonomy places the organism in Eukaryota, Viridiplantae, Streptophyta, Magnoliopsida, Asterales, Asteraceae. The record is from the annotation of a GenBank genome assembly.